AUGGAGCAUUCUCAAGAUAUUUCCACUAACUCUGUACAGUUGAAAAAAGAAAUCUCGCUUCUACAUGGAGUUAGUUUGGUCAUCGGAAAUACUAUUGGUGCUGGAAUAUUUGUGUCACCAAAAGGAGUUCUAAUGUACAGCGGUUCUUAUGGAUUGUCCUUGAUCAUCUGGGUUUUGGGGGGAAUGUUCUCUGUGGUUGGAGCUCUAUGCUAUGCCGAGUUGGGGACGACAAUUACAAAAUCAGGAGCAAGCUAUAUUUAUAUAAAAGAGACAUUUGGUGGAUUUCUGGCAUUCUUAAACCUGUGGACUAACAUGUUAAUAAUCUAUCCAGCCAGUCAAGCUAUUCUCGCUGUGACAUUUGCCCAGUAUAUGAUUGAGUCUAUUUUCCCUACCUGUUCUCUACCUCAAUCUGCAGUAUUCCUCCUUUCAGUAGUUUGUGUCGCAUUAUUAACAGUAGUGAACUGUGCAAGAGUCAAAUGGGGAGCCAUUCUCCAAGUGCUGGCAACAUUUGCCAAAGUUUUAGCUCUGGUCAUCAUCAUCAUUGCAGGAAUUGUCAGAUUGUGUCAGGGUAAUACCAUUAAUCUGGAAAGAUCGUUUGAAGGCUCUAACACCAAUAUAGGGUCAUUAACUAUGGCCUUCUAUUCUGCUUUGUAUUCCUUUUCUGGGUGGGAUAGCAUCAAUUAUGUGACUGAAGAAAUGAAAAAUCCAAAGAGAAACCUACCAUUAUCUAUGGUCAUAUCUAUGCCACUGGUGACAGUCAUCUAUGUCAUGACAAACAUUGCAUACUACACGGAGUUGGAUCUGAACACCAUCAUGGACAGUAGUGCAGUAGCCGUGACUUUUGCUGAAAGAGUUCUUGGAUAUGUAAAGUGGUUCAUCCCAAUAUCAGUGGCCAUGUCAUGUUGCGGUGGAUUAAACUCAGUGGUCAUUUCAUCGUCUAGACUGUUUUUUGUAGCUUCCAGAGAAGGUCAACUACCUGAUUUCCUGUGUAUGAUCCACAUCAAUAGAUAUACUCCAAUUCCUGCCUUACUUUUCAAUGGAUUGAUGGCUCUCGUGUUCCUUUGUGUGAAGGAUGUGUUUCAGCUCAUUGACUACUUCAGCUUUACCUACUGGUUAUUUAUUGGCCUGUCAGUAGUUGGUCAAAUUUAUUUAAGGGUGAAAAGACCAGAUCUGCCAAGACCUGUGAAGCUGAGCUUGUUUUUCCCAGUGCUGUACUGCAUUUGCAGUGUCUGUCUGGUAGUGGUUCCCCUCUACAGUGAUCCCAUUGAUUCACUGGUUGGAAUUGCCGUUGUUCUUUCGGGGGCUCCAGUAUACUAUCUCUGUCUUCAUCUUCCUAAAGAAAAAAAGCCAGCUUUUAUAAAGAAAUUCUUAGGUGUCAUUUCCCUGUACACACAGAAGCUGUGCAUGUGCUGUCCAGCCGAAUCAUCAGAUGAAGAGGAGGAAAAGUGGAAAUAA
Molecule: messenger RNA, 1455 nt
Organism: Hyla sarda
Lineage: Eukaryota; Metazoa; Chordata; Amphibia; Anura; Hylidae
Product: Y+L amino acid transporter 2-like
Exons: 9
Coding region: 1-1455 (484 amino acids)
Biological process (GO): amino acid transmembrane transport
Cellular component (GO): membrane
Molecular function (GO): L-amino acid transmembrane transporter activity; basic amino acid transmembrane transporter activity
Source: RefSeq, a predicted model, not a curated record